Messenger RNA from Gopherus evgoodei (Goodes thornscrub tortoise), 888 nucleotides. RefSeq names its product T cell leukemia homeobox 3 (gene TLX3). Gene Ontology annotation, biological process: animal organ development; regulation of transcription by RNA polymerase II. Bases 1 to 870 code for a protein of 289 amino acids. The transcript is spliced from 3 exons. The record is from RefSeq and is a predicted model, not a curated record. Gene Ontology annotation, cellular component: nucleus. Gene Ontology annotation, molecular function: DNA-binding transcription factor activity, RNA polymerase II-specific; RNA polymerase II cis-regulatory region sequence-specific DNA binding. Lineage: Eukaryota; Metazoa; Chordata; Testudines; Testudinidae.
AUGGAUCAGCCAACGAACACACAGACCCAGCAUCAACACGAACCCAUCAGCUUUGGAAUUGAUCAGAUUUUAAAUAGUUCUGAUCAGGAAAACUCUUCCCAGCCUGCCCCCAGAGGAUCAGACAACACAAAUUACCUGGGAAGCCCUGUGAGCAGAACAAGUGCCCCUUAUCCUUCCCUUCCAGCUUCCUUCCCUGGCAUCGGGGCGCCUUUUGAAGACUCUGGAUCUUACAGUGUGAAUCUGAGCUUGGCUCCAGCUGGAGUGAUCAGGGUGCCAGCUCACAGACCCAUCCCUGGGGCUGUGCCACCUCCAAUUUCUAGUGCCAUCCCAGCUAUGCCAGCUGUACCCAGCCUUGGCAGCCUCAACUUCCCUUGGAUGGAGAGCAGCAGGAGAUUCGUAAAGGACAGAUUCACAGCGGCGGCCGCGCUCACCCCCUUCACUGUCACCCGGCGGAUCGGGCACCCCUACCAGAACCGCACCCCGCCCAAGCGCAAGAAGCCGCGCACCUCCUUCUCCCGGGUGCAGAUCUGCGAGCUGGAGAAGCGCUUCCACCGGCAGAAGUACCUGGCCUCGGCCGAGAGGGCGGCGCUCGCCAAGUCCCUAAAGAUGACGGACGCGCAGGUCAAGACCUGGUUCCAGAACAGGAGGACCAAGUGGCGGAGACAGACCGCAGAGGAAAGGGAAGCGGAGAGGCAACAGGCGAGCAGGCUGAUGCUCCAACUCCAGCACGACGCUUUCCAGAAAUCCUUGAACGAUUCAAUCCAGCCCGACCCCCUCUGUCUACACAACUCCUCGCUCUUUGCACUGCAGAACCUCCAGCCCUGGGAAGAGGAGAACGCCAAGAUCCCACCUGUUACCUCGCUCGUGUAAAGACUUGGGGUCGGGGCG